Molecule: messenger RNA, 779 nt
Organism: Bufo bufo (common toad)
Lineage: Eukaryota; Metazoa; Chordata; Amphibia; Anura; Bufonidae
Gene: UBE2T
Product: ubiquitin conjugating enzyme E2 T
Exons: 1
Coding region: 37-582 (181 amino acids)
Source: RefSeq, a predicted model, not a curated record
UUCAGACACUGUCACAGCGCCGCCAUUUUGUGAGAGAUGCAGCGGCAGUCACGUCUGAAACGGGAGCUGCAGCUCCUCAGCACCGAGCCGCCCUCCGGGGUCAGCUGCUGGCAGGUGGAAGAUAAGAUGGACGAGCUGCGGGCUCAGGUGGUGGGCGGCUCGGGCUCUCCCUACGAGGGCGGCGUGUUCAGCCUGGAGAUCGUGGUGCCGGAGAGAUACCCCUUCGAGCCCCCUCGGGUGCAGUUUGUCACCCCUAUCUACCACCCGAACAUAGACACUGCGGGCAGGAUCUGUCUGGACAUCCUGAAGCCCCCGCCUAAGGGCGCCUGGCGGCCCGCCCUCAACCUGUCGUCCGUCCUCACCUCCAUUCAGCUGCUCAUGAACGAGCCGAACCCGGAGGACCCCCUCAUGGCGGACAUCGCCCGGGAGUACAAGUACCACAGGGCAGCGUACACCGCCAAUGCCCGGAGCUGGACGGAGAAACACGCCAAGCCCCGGGACACCGCCGACGGACUGUCCCAGAAACGGCGCAGCGCGGACCCCCCCGAGCCCGCCAAAAAGCCCAGGCCAGGCCCCCCAUAACGUGACGUCACGGCAGUCCUCUCCCUCUCCGCCAGGUGGCAGUCAAGGUUUGGUGUGUGUAUUGUGUGAGGCCGGAGUCCUACAGGGAGGGGUCACGUGACGACAGCACACUGUUCACACUAUGAAAACCGCAGGCUUCCCAGGGACGUUGUGCAGACUUGCUUGGAGUUCAAGGCGGGAAACUGUGCCUAUUAGGG